Trichoderma citrinoviride is the source of this 927-nucleotide messenger RNA. RefSeq names its product putative 7 alpha-cephem-methoxylase. The transcript has 5 exons. NCBI's taxonomy places the organism in Eukaryota, Fungi, Ascomycota, Sordariomycetes, Hypocreales, Hypocreaceae. Gene Ontology annotation, molecular function: oxidoreductase activity. The record is from RefSeq and is a predicted model, not a curated record. Bases 1 to 927 code for a protein of 308 amino acids.
AUGUCUCUCCAGCAGAAUAACAGCGCAAGGAUCCAUGUCUGUACAGACUCAAAAGGACCCUACCAUGCCAAGGAUGAAACGGUCCAACUGAACUACAUCGAAUGGCAGGACAGAUUCGCAACCGAGAAGCCGUAUGAGGUCAUAUCCAAAGCCCCUGCCGGAUUUCCACGGGCCAACUUCUCCUGUUCCCUAGCCGCGCCUGAAAUCAUCCACGAUAUUCGGGGCCGGGAGAAGCUGUUCAAUCUCCAAGACCACGGGUUUGAAAUCCGGAUGCACCACCACACGGUCGACACCUUUGACAAAGCGUCGGUCGAACAAAAUUACCUCCCAUCACUGGACAUGCUCUUGAAGGAGGUUUUUGGGCCGGGCACCGAGACGUACUUUUUCGACUGGCGAAUUCGGUCCAGUGACCGGUCAAAAUCCUCGGUGACGCCUGGAGCGAUUGUAGACCUUGAUGAUCCUCUUUUGUGCCUGCCGCCUGUUCAGACUGUACAUGUCGACCAAAGCCCUCUUGGUGCAGUCAACCGAGUGAGAUACCACAUGGGCGAGCGUGCCGAUGAUCUAUUGAAGAAGAGAUGUAGGAUUAUCAAUCUCUGGCGACCGAUGCGCCACACUAUCAACAACUUCCCGCUCGCAGUUUGUGACGGAGGUACCCUCCUCAAAGAGAAGCUCCUGACGGUGGACCAUGUUCGGAAGACGUAUAUCGGGGAGAGCAUGUAUCCGCUUGCAUGCCCAGAGAGGUACAAAUGGUACUACUUGAACCGCCAGGAAAAAGAGGAAGUGUUGUUGUUCAAGACCUACGACUCGGACAUGAAUGCCCGAGCAAAAUGUUGUCCUCAUACCUCUUUCGCACAAUCCGGGGCCAGGACGGAUGGAAACCCACGAGAAACCAUUGAAGUCAGAGCAUUGGUCUUUACCGAUGAAUAA